Messenger RNA from Erinaceus europaeus (western European hedgehog), 500 nucleotides. It is a transcript of the gene NCR2, whose product is annotated as natural cytotoxicity triggering receptor 2. The record is from RefSeq and is a predicted model, not a curated record. Gene Ontology annotation, cellular component: cell surface. Gene Ontology annotation, molecular function: signaling receptor activity. Lineage: Eukaryota; Metazoa; Chordata; Mammalia; Eulipotyphla; Erinaceidae.
AUGGACACACCCCGCGGCUUGGGAGCACUCUCGAAGACCCCGCAGUUUCACAAGGUCGCAGGCCAGAAGUUCUCAGUGAAGUGCCAGUACCCACCCUCAAGCAGGCCCUACCUCAGGAAGAGCUGGUGUAAGGAAGUGUCUGAGUACCUCUGCAACACCCUGGUCACCAGCUCAGGUCCCCAAACAUGGGCUCAGUCCUCCUGAUUUGCAAUCUGGGACAACCGUGCUGGUUUCUUCAGAGUCUCCAUGGUUGACCUGAGGGAGGAGGACUCAGGACACUACUGGUGUAGAAUCUCCCAUGGUUGCAGCAACUCUGAGUCCUUUAGGUUCUAUCUGGCCAUUGUCUUCAGGCAACACAACCUCACUAUCUGCUCCAACCCCACAACCUUCCCUGCCCUGAUCCCUGCACUUUGCAGCUUCCUGGUGGCCAAGAACCUGGUCCUGUCAGCCCUGCUGGUCAUGUGAGUGUGUCUUGGGUAGACUUGGAGGGGAAAUAGAGC